GGCGGCUCCUCUCUCGGCGGGCGCGGGCUCUGCCCCUCCCUGGCUGCGUGUCCUCGGCCUGGAGCCCCCUCUCCGCAGCGGGGCCCUCUCCCCUGGAGAUGGGCUGUCCCUGCCCUACGGUGCGAGGGCCGGCUGCGUCCUCCAGGCCGGGGCGUUUCCUGAUGUAAGUGCCCCGCUUCCCGGGAGGAGUCUGUCCCCUCCUGCCUGUGGAGAGUGGCAGGUAGGGGGCUGCAGAAGGACCGCGCUUCCCUAGCAGUUUCCCCUGCCGCAAUGGGCUACUUUUGCCAGAGCCUGGUAUCUCAUAGAUGGGAAGAUGCAACCACCCGGAAAACUUGCAGCCAUGAGUGUAAUCAGACUACAGGGGAAGCAUAAGCCUGUGUAUCAUGCACUAAGUGACUGUGGAGACCAUGUUGUCAUAAUAAACACAAGACACAUUGCAUUUUCUGGUAACAAAUGGGAACAGAAAGUAUAUUCUUCUCACACAGGUUAUCCAGGUGGCUUUAAACAAGUGACAGCAACACAACUUCACCUAAAAGAUCCAACAGCAAUUGUUAAACUGGCUAUUUAUAGAAUGCUUCCAAAGAACCUGCACAGAAGAACUAUGAUGCAAAGGCUGCACCUCUUUCCAGAAGAUGUUAUCCCAGAAGACAUACGUAAUAAUCUUGUAGAGGAGCUUGCUCAGCCACGCCAAAUCCCCAAAAGGCUAGAUGAAUACACACAAGAAGAAAUAGAUGCCUUCCCAAUGCUCUGGACUCCACCUAAAGAUUAUCGAAAGAUGUGAAAAAGAACUGAAAGAGGAACUGCUGUCUUUCCUGCAAAAAAUGAGUUCCAGCAUCACAUUAACUUGGAAACCCACGUGCAUCUUAAUCAUCCAUUCUAUGUAGAGGACAGAUUUUUUUCAGGUACAAGGAAAAUUUGUUUGGGGAAGAUCAGUCAUCUUUAGUGUAAUGGAAAUACCAAGCUAAACACUGAUAUAAUAUUUCUGACAUUUCCUGCUCCAGAAUGUAUUGCAUGAAUCUAGCCUUUGAUUUUGAAUGUUAAUAAAAUGAUUUUAUUUCUCUAUA
Messenger RNA from Chelonoidis abingdonii (Abingdon island giant tortoise), 1064 nucleotides. NCBI's taxonomy places the organism in Eukaryota, Metazoa, Chordata, Testudines, Testudinidae. The record is from RefSeq and is a predicted model, not a curated record.